Biomphalaria glabrata is the source of this 633-nucleotide messenger RNA. RefSeq lists its product as uncharacterized. The coding region runs from base 1 to 633 and encodes 210 amino acids. The transcript has 2 exons. Lineage: Eukaryota; Metazoa; Mollusca; Gastropoda; Planorbidae. The record is from RefSeq and is a predicted model, not a curated record.
AUGAGUUACUAUACACCACCUCAGUCUGCCCAGUUAAACUAUACACCACCUCAGUCUGCCCAGUUAAACUAUACAUCACCUCAGUCUGCCCAGUUAAACUAUACAUCACCUCAGUCUGCCCAGUUAAACUAUACACCACCUCAGUCUGCCCAGUUAAACUAUACACCACCUCAGUCUGCCCAGUUAAACUAUACAUCACCUCAGUCUGCCCAGUUAAACUAUACAUCACCUCAGUCUGCCCAGUUAAACUAUACACCACCUCAGUCUGCCCAGUUAAACUAUACACCACCUCAGUCUGCCCAGUUAAACUAUACAUCACCUCAGUCUGCCCAGUUAAACUAUACAUCACCUCAGUCUGCCCAGUUAAACUAUACACCACCUCAGUCUGCCCAGUUAAACUAUACAAAACCUCAGUCUGCCCAGUUAAACUAUACACCACCUCAGUCUGCCCAGUUAAACUAUACUAAACCUCAGUCUGCCCAGUUAAACUAUACUAAACCUCAGUCUGCCCAGUUAAACUAUACAAAACCUCAGUCUGCCCAGUUAAACUAUACAUCACCUCAGUCUGCCAAGUUAAACUAUACAUCACCUCAGUCUGCCAAGCUAAUGUUUAGAUCAAGAUCUGGUAACUGA